Drosophila biarmipes is the source of this 1840-nucleotide messenger RNA. Its product is annotated as transmembrane protein 64. The transcript has 3 exons. The record is from RefSeq and is a predicted model, not a curated record. NCBI's taxonomy places the organism in Eukaryota, Metazoa, Arthropoda, Insecta, Diptera, Drosophilidae. Bases 534 to 1448 code for a protein of 304 amino acids.
UGCUACGAAGAAGUAGUGGAAUAUCUUUAACUAAUUUCUCCAGAAUGUAGUUUUCGUGCGCACUCUUGCACAGCUCCGUCAUAGCCAAAUCUUAUAAAAGUCAGUGUACGGCCAAAUACAAUGUACAAAUCCCAAAAGUUGCCAGCCCUGGCUUAAAAACAGCUGAACCUGCAACUCUGCUGCCGGCUCUCCCUGCGCCCACUCUCUCUCGCUGCGUUGCGGGAACUCGAGUUCCAAUUCCAAUCGGAACGUCGGCGGCAGAUGUGCGUCGUUUGCUGAGCGGCUGGUGGCACAUAUAUAAACAAUAAAAAGCGUAAAUUCAAUUGAAUCAAGACAACAACAACAACGGUUUCUGGGACUCGGUUGCCCUGCCAUAUGUGACACCUAGCACACACAUGCGCCCGUAAAUUCCGAAACUUCAACAUCUGUUUCAGCGCGGACGCGGAUGCGGUGCACGAAAGUGAAAUUUCGCAGCGACAAGUGCAAGAGAAAACGGAGAAAGGUGGCACCGGAGCUGACUGCAAGUCCUGGUCAUGUCGUCGCUGCAGCUCGAGAUCAGCAGCGGCCGCACCAACAAGAACAACAAUACGUAUGGAUAUGCGGACAACAACAACAGCAUCAUGCAGAAGCCAUUACCCGCCACCUCUGCCCCCGCUUCCGCCCAGCUGAUCCAAGGCAAGGAGGUGGACCCACUGGAGAGCAGCGCAUCAACCACCUGCGAUCCCUCCUCGGCCGCCCUGGAGUCCUCGGAGGACACCGAGUGUGACCCCUUCCUCGCCAGCACCCCUUCCAUUCGAAGGGGCCCUCGGCCCUCUUCAUCCUCAGUCCUCCGAAGCCGGAAGCGUAUGUCUUGGUGGGCACGUGCCCAUGGCUACCUCACCCGCAACUGGUACCUGGGAUGCCUGGUGCCCGCCUGCAUUUUGGGCGCUCUCGUCUUCAUCGGCUGGACGACGCGGGACUACGCCCGCCAGCUGCUCUUCUGGAUUGAGAUGCAAAACGCCUGGAUUACCUUCGCCGUGUACAUGGCGCUCUUCGCCCUGGUCAGCUUCCCCGUGGUGGUGGGCUACUUUGUCUUGCUCAUCACCGCCGGCUACCUGUUUGGCUGCCUGCGCGGCUGGCUCACCGUUAUUCUGGGCGCCAACCUCGGCAUCGCCUUGGCGCACGCCACCAUUCGCAGCUGCCGGCACCGCAUUCCCGUGCAAAGGUUGAUCAAGAAUGAUACGGGACGUGCUAUUCUUCGCGUGAUAUCUGGACCAAAGGCAUUUCGGGUGGUGCUCUUUACACGACUUACCCCCAUUCCCUUCGGAGUUCAGAAUGUGAUAUUUGGAGUAAUUUGUGGCGUGGCUUUGAUGUUCUGGGUUCUUCAGAAGGCGAGGAAAGAGCUUUCAGAGACGCUGCUCAGUGCUGAUUAUAAUAACGAGGGCAAACACUCUGACAUCCAAGUCUAAGAGAAACCACUUGGGGAGGAGAGUUCCCACAGGAGACCGGGCCCAAGAGAAUUUUCUGGAAUGCUGGACAAGACUGCAUUUUUGAAUUAACUAAUUUAAGCGAAGGUGAUUUUUGAGUUUUAUUAUUUGUUUAUGCUCAAGGCAAUGCCAUGAAUACCAAACAUUAAGCUAGCUUUAUCUUCGAUUUGUUUAUGGAUUUGCAUUCCUCGCUUCCUUAAAAGAUCGAUCUACAUCACAAUUUAUUUAUUCAAAAUAAGGAUAUUUACAAUUAUGUCAAUGCGUCGCUCAGAAAUUGCUAAUUUUAGAUUCGACUUACGGUCGUAAUGCUGCUCUACAAUGUGGUUCAAUUACUAGUUUGUAAGUAAAUCUAAUAAAUGAGCUAUUUUGUUCAA